AUGAACCGCGAACAGUUUUCGAAAACGCACUGUUCGUACUGCGGCAAGUCGAGUGAAGUGGCUCUAAAGUGCUGCUCGCACUGCAAGGGGGUGCGCUACUGCGACGAAGCGUGUCAGCGCGCGGACUACAAGCCGCGCCACAAACUCGCGUGCACCACGUUCGCACGUUUGCCGACGACGAUGGCAUUCCAAUCGGAGGCCGACGCAGAAGAGCGAUUCCCGCAGCACCCUGUCUUUGCCCACGCGCACAAAGACGACGUGGGGAUGUGGGUCACUAUCGAGGGCCGCAUCGAUUGCAAGUUGCAGCCUCUGUUGGACAGCCUCGAUCCAGAGGUCCUGAGGGAGCGCUACAUCAACACGAUGACUGGGCCCGCCGCAGACGCCAGCUACGCCAUCAUGCGGACCAACAGGGCGUACAGUUGUAGCCUGCUCAGCCUGCGCAUCCUCGUGCAGAAUCGCCGCAAGGACGACGCACCUAUCCUCGUGUUCAGCUCGCGAGCACAGAUGGUCGUCAAGGCGUCCUCGACGGAGGCGGUGCAGCGAGGCAAGACAGACUGCGACAACGCGGUCACGUUCACGCAAGACGGUAUCGAACGCACCGUCCUUGGCGUCGCCAACGACCCAUGGGACCACGUGCCUAGGUUGCUUAUCCACCAGUUCAACACCACUGAACACGCAGAAAACAUGAUGGGCUCCCGUUACGUCAAGGACGCCGGCCAAGGGAUUGUGCGCCUGGCGAAGGGCGACUUCGUCGUCUUACAGCUGCAGUUCCGUGUCGGCGAUGGCGACACGAUCGCCAAGGACUGGCAGGCUCUCGACGCUGUCGAGUGUAUCGCCCUCCCUUGGGCGCCGUGGGACGGGGUCGUGCGUCCCGCCGUGCUCGCUCGCGACCUGCCCGCGAUCCAGUCCGAACCCACCGUCGACGUCGGCCCCACGGGCGGUCGUUUACUGCAGGCGCUGUUCGAUCGUGACACCAUUCGCCACUACUUUGCGGACAUGAUAGAUCGCGGUGAGGACGCGUUCAUGCGCAGCCACCUGUGCGCGGACCAUGCGGACUUGGCGCGCAAGAUUAACGACUCAAGAAUAACCAUGGGGGACAAAUUACUCAAGAGGAUCACGGAAUCUGGCAAUAUGGAGUUGCUCUUGGAACGUCUCCGUGCAUGUGGCAGAGACGAUCUCGUCGCGAGGCUUCAAUAG
Trametes versicolor FP-101664 SS1 is the source of this 1197-nucleotide messenger RNA. RefSeq lists its product as uncharacterized. The record is from RefSeq and is a predicted model, not a curated record. NCBI's taxonomy places the organism in Eukaryota, Fungi, Basidiomycota, Agaricomycetes, Polyporales, Polyporaceae. Bases 1 to 1197 code for a protein of 398 amino acids. The transcript is spliced from 5 exons.